Messenger RNA from Anguilla anguilla (European eel), 4775 nucleotides. RefSeq names its product formin-F. The coding region runs from base 121 to 1290 and encodes 389 amino acids. The record is from RefSeq and is a predicted model, not a curated record. Lineage: Eukaryota; Metazoa; Chordata; Actinopteri; Anguilliformes; Anguillidae. The transcript is spliced from 11 exons.
GACGGGGGGAGGGGGUGGGCAGAGGACACGGUGCCGGGGGGUUGCCAUGAUGAUGAUGGACCCUUGUCCCCGCCUGCGCUGCUCGUCCCGAAACCUGUUGGGUUCGUGCCACACUUUAGCAUGGUGCCGCCGCCACCACCCCCGCUCCCGCCACCCCUGCUGUCCCCAAAAUUCAGCAUGGAACCCAUAUCCAAGAGGACCAAAGCUUUUCACUGGGACCUGGUACCACAAGAAAAAAUGGGGAAGUCGGUCUGGGCGCGGUGCGGCUCAAAGGUCCGACUCGAUACGCUGCGACUGUACGAGCAGUUCGCCGUCCUGGAAAUGGGAUGUCCCGGGGGGCUGGAGUCCACCAAUAACGUCCACAUCAUGCUGAACGACAAGAUUGCCCACAACUUCAAUAUCUUCCUCAAAAGUUUCCCCGUGGCGCCCGGAGAGCUGAAGGACAGGCUGUGCAUCGUUAGCGAGGACGACGGAGGCCUCACCGACGAGCACAUCACCUCUCUCAGGAGAUAUGUACCCACACCUGGUGACAUAGAGAUGUACAAAUCCUAUAAGGGACAAGUCUCAGAGCUCCAUGUGGUCGACCAGUACAUGAUGGAGAUGUGCAACAUCCCCUACCUGGGUGCCCGCCUGGACCUGCUGCUGAGCCUGAGGGAGCUGCCCGUCAGCAUGGAGGACCUGCAGCCGCUGAUUAACCAGAAGAUCAGGAUGUGCAAUCAGCUGUCCGGCUGCAGGGCCUUCGUCUCCGUGCUGGAGUACCUCCUCGCCGUGGGCAAUUACCUCAACGAGAAUGCCGGGAAGGAGAAGGCCAAGGGAGUUCGCCUCUCGUCCUUGACUAAACUCUCCCAGCUUCGUGGGAAAAGCAGGAAGUUCACCUUGCUGCAUGCCCUUGUCGAACAGAUCGUGUUGCACGAGCCCCACUUGGCGACGUUUUCCCAGGAGUUGACAGAAUUUGAGACUGUUCCUGGGGCAUCCAUUGAAGGCCUUGUAGCAGAGGUGGACGUGCUGAAGAAUGAGCUGCAGAAGGUGGUUCAGUACAAAAAAACGCAGAAGGUGAAAAACCAAGGGCCGCAGAAGCAAAAGUUUUCCAAAGACUUGAAGACGGCGAUUGAGAGGUACAGCGCUGAUCUCUCCCAGCUGACGAAGAAGUGCGAGGAGAUGAAGAAACUCUACGCCGACGUCUUGGUGAAAUUUGGAGAACCGCCCGAACAGGACUCCCAGGAGCUCUUCGGGUGGGUGUGCGCCUUCGCGGCCGAUUUCAGGAGGGUCCACGCCGAAAUGGCGCCGUGACGCCCUGCGGAGCCUGUUGACUGAAGAGAAGCUGACGGGUCGUGCUUAAAUCCCGGUGGGACACGCCCGUUACCGCCAUGGUAGGUACGGUCCGUCCACCGGCCGACAACCAUCGUUUUUGUUCCUGACAUUUUAGAAAUGGACAUUCCUAAGAAUUAAGUUAUUUUCUUUUUUCUUUCCUGAACUACAAGUGCAGUGCAGACCUGUGCCUUGCAGUAUGGCACUGUAUAAGCAAGCUCCUUUAAAUGACCCGUCCCAUUACAUGGAAGUAUGAACAUUUUUUUUUAAAUGAUGUAUUGUAUAUGUAAUUCAUUUCUUCAUUUUGUAUGAAUAAAUUAUGCUGAGGUAAUUUUUUGUACUUUGGUUAACCGUGAUCGCUGUGAGACUUCAGCUGACUGUAAUCAGUGCUUGUGGCAAUACCAGAGUCUGGAGGUCGCCAGGCAGGUGAUAGCAAGCAGCAGGUUUGGUGCGUAUCGUGGAGGGUUGCGGUUCCCUGUACAAGAUUGUUCUUCCACCGCCGCUGCGGGGGAUUCACCUGGACUUUAAGCCUCUGGGGAUUUAUUAAAGGGCUCUGUUGGUGCAGGGCUUUAACAGGCAUUUGAUCGACCCGCUGCUUGCUCAGGAUUUUCAGGCUCACAAAAAAGGACAGUUUACAAGUGGGAGUGUCGCCACCGCCAGCCGGGGGAACGGCUUCCGCUGACCGGUCCGGCGGUCGAUCGCGACUGCACCGCAACCGAAGCCAGACCCGCCGCGGUCGAGGGGCGGGGCUUCUCAAAGGGUGCCCAGCGGCCACCCGUGACGAACGGCGUCACCGGAAAUAUCCGGAAGCUCUUGGCAAGCCGGUUGACCCCAAUGAUGCGCAACCGACUCCCAUCCGUGAGCCCCACCCUCCUUCCCUCCGUCCUGAAAGAGCUGUGGCGGCAUAAAAGACACUGAAAUUGGUCCCUGAAAAGGUCCUGAGAAUGUCAGAUUGAUUUUGAGCUGAGGUCGCUUUGCCCCUGACAUUUUAAUUGGUUAGACUUUAAAAGCAUUUCUUUAGAGUGAGUGUCUCGCAUAAUGAACCCAUAAUCCAUGCCAGGGAUGGAAUUUUACGUAUUGCAUAGUUGAAAUAUUUUGUGAAAUGAAAAUUCAAUUUUAAUUAAAUCUUUCUGGUCAAAUUGACUGCAAUGCUUUAUACAUUAUGUGGUAGAGGCUUAAAGCAAUUCUGCACACAUAGGAAUAAUUACAUGUAUCUUUUAAACAUGGCUUUGAACAGCCAUUUCCUUGCUUUUUAUUUAAUUCAGCAUUUUUACAGUAAAGUGUUUUUUUUGUUGGUAUUUUCCCCUAUAUUGCCUCUCCAAAAUGGGGGGACUAUGUAUAAAAAGUGCUGCAAUCCCUACAUGAUUCACCCAAUAUGAAUGUUUAUACCUGCAAAUUAAAACUGACAGUCUGUACUUUAACCACAUAUUCAUUGUUUCAUUUCAAAUCCAAAGUGCUGGAGUACAGAGUCGAAACCACAAAAAUUGUGUUGCUUUCACAGUGUAUGGACUGCGCUAUUAUACACAGUGAGCACCAUAAUGUUUUAGACAGACAUUUUAUAUUGAUUUGGCUCUAUGCUUCACAAUUUUAGAUUUGUAAUAAAACUAUUCACAUGUGGUUGAAGUGCACAGUCCCUGCAUUUAUUUAAGUGUAUUUUUAUACAUUUUGGUUUCAUCAUGUAGAAAUUACAGCUCUUCUUAUAUAAAUAUACCCCCAUUUAAAGGUGUCAUUUGGUUUGGACAGAUGGCUUCACAGGUGUUUCUGAUUAGUCAGGUGUGUUCAAUUGCUUCCCUAGUGCAGGUAUAAAAGAGGUUUCAGUUUUGAUUCUAGCCUAAUUGCCUUUGGAUUCUGUUAUUGCCGUUUGUCAACAUGAGGACCAUAGUUGUGCCAGUGAAAGUCAAGGAAGCCAUUAUGAGGCUGAGAAAUACAUAGGCCAAACAUUAGGCUAACCAAAACUAACUUUUAAGAAGAAAGAGAGUCCUGGUGAGCUCAGAAAUCACAAGGAGCCUGGAUGAGGAUGUGCAUCUGCCUUUGCCAAUUUUUUUUUGGUCCAGUCUUGAUGGUGCUUGACCCACUAAAGUCUUUUCUUCUUGUUAACAGUACAUAGCAAGGGCUUUUUCACAGUUACACAUCCUUUUAGACCAGCAGAUUGUGGUUGCUGUUUCACUGUAGUCAGGGGAACUGGUUUCUCUCUAGUUGCAUUGAGUACUUCCUGUAGUUGUGCAGUUUUACAGCAGUUUCACUCACCGAACAACCGAAGAUAUUUGUCUUCUGCCUCUUGAUCUUCCUGGUCUUCUCCUGUUAACAUUACUGCCCAUCAGCUGGACCCUUCUGAGUGUGUACUGAACACUGCACCUGGAAAGCUUAAGCUCCUUUUCAAUUCUGCACUCAGAAUAACCUUCUGGCCUCAAUGUUUACUUGGCCCCGCAUAUCUAAGCCUAACUCUUUCUUCUUUGCCAUAUUUCUUGCAACUUUACUGCCUAUUUUACUCGCACUAUAGGCUAAAGGAAUUAGGCUACCUGGGUUUUUUUUUUUUAACUUAAGGUAGAGAAUAUUUCACUCAAUGUAAUUACCCUUCACGUCCUUCCCACCCCUCCACCUCCCACUUUGAAAAAUGAAUUCAGUAAUCAAUUUAAUUGUAAUUAAAGCCAAAGGAGGCUAUUUUGAGGAAAGGUGUGUUUUUAAAUAAAAGUAAUCUUUUUGUGUUAUUGUUGGUCGAAAUUGAACUUUGGUUUGUCAUUCAAUAAAUGUGCAAGUUCUGGUGGCCUAAUAACUUUUGGCCUGUGUGUAUGCAUAUAUAUAUAUAUAUACAUAUAUACAUUUAAAAAAUUUGUAUAUUGAACCAUAAAUUGUGAAAUGUUGACAUGAGGCAGGAAUACACACUGGACAUGUUUGCCAGUCCAUUGCAGGGCUACAGAUUCACCUAUGGGAAGUUUAGACUCUCCAGUUAGCCUACCUUGCACGUCUUCAGACUGUGGAAGGAACCCACACGGACAUGUGGAGAACUAGCCACCUCCACAUAGAAAGGGAUUUGACCUUGGGGCAUUCUUGCUGUUAAGCGACAGUGCUACCCAUUUUACCAAGAUGUUUUUCUACAUUUUUCUUCAAAUCACUGAUUCUCUUGGACUCGCAAAUGAAUGAAAAUGUUGUUUUAUUUUGUUUAAGUGAUCACUGGAUGAAACAAACAAAACUGAAAUGUCAGGGGACAAAAGGGAUGGAAAAUUAAUCUGCUUCCCUUGAAACAACAUUGAAGUAUCAAAGCGACAUUAAAGUAAUACUUGUUUUAUUUGUUCACGGUUCACAUUUGACAGAUGUUGACUGUACUCACACAGUAUGAAUAGCAAAAUUAUGAGUCAGCUGCUUAACAAAUGUGUGUGUGUGUGGGGGGGGGGGGGGGCACUUAUGAAUGUUUGUGUGGCAUGGUAUGAAUUAUGAUCUCUCUUAAUAAAAUUGAGGAAAUGACGGUU